Molecule: messenger RNA, 3911 nt
Organism: Schizosaccharomyces cryophilus OY26
Lineage: Eukaryota; Fungi; Ascomycota; Schizosaccharomycetes; Schizosaccharomycetales; Schizosaccharomycetaceae
Product: RNA-directed RNA polymerase Rdp1
Exons: 1
Coding region: 125-3739 (1204 amino acids)
Biological process (GO): siRNA processing
Cellular component (GO): nuclear RNA-directed RNA polymerase complex
Molecular function (GO): RNA-directed RNA polymerase activity
Source: RefSeq, a predicted model, not a curated record
CUCCAACGUUUAGUAUAGUAUGCCUUGCAGAUGAUUGAUAUUCAAUACCGUUUUGGAGCAAAGUUUAUCAAAAUCUGUAUCCAUUAGAGGUUUUAAUGAACCUGUUUGAUAUUAUGCUGAAAUUAUGGAUACAACACUACGUGACUUUAUAGGUACUGAAGUAAAAACGUAUUACAGAGAAUCUCCAUGGGAACGUUUAAAGGUUCCUUUUAAACAAGCAAUUUCUCCGAUAAUAGCGUCCCAAUUACCAAGAUGUCGUUCAUCUUCUUCGGGAGGAAGACGUCCCAAUCGUAGUAAUGUCUGGAGAUUUUGGGAUAGUUUAACACUUACGGUAUUUGACAUUCCUUCAGAAUGGAUAGAAGAAAAUGGUAACAAACUAUAUAACCUGUGGAAGCCUUUGCAUAAACAUGGCAACAUAUCAUUCAUGAAAUUCAUAGAGCCCCCGAAUAAUAACUUGACUACGACUGCCAUCGUUCGCUUCUUUCCUCCCCCGAGAGAUCCUUUUUGGCAGCCUUUCAACAAAAUUCGUGUUAAUGGCGUGGACUUGAACGUUCGUAUAGACCCUUACACCCAAAAUUCCUUGACCAAACAGUCGUCUUUUACUACGGUUGGUAAUCAAUAUAAUAAGAUUGUCCAACUUCCCCUGUCUUCCUUAACAAUUGGUCAAAGUUACCAUGAAAAGAUGGUUCCUCUGUUUGGACACGAAUGUGGAACGCCAUUACAUGACAUCUCCCUUUCGGUUGAUUUCAAUAAUAGGCGGUUUAUGAUAAGCUUUAGAAUAAUUGCUGGAGAAAUAACUGAUGAUUAUCGUUUGGAUAUCAAUUUUCGGAGUGUAGUCGAUGAUAUAGGUAUCGAUGUUGAGAAGGACAGCAUCACCUUGUCAUUCAGAUACAGAUUACCACCUGUAUUAUUUCGUAAAGAACUUUUGGAAUCAGAAACCAAAUUGAGAAAAGUAUGGAGUUCUUCAAAUCUUUGGCGUCGUCAAGUUGAUAUUUUGCCUUCUUCAAAUCGUGCAGUUCCCAAUUCUCCUCUACAGUUAUUAAAUUCAAACAAUGUUCCAUUAGGAAGAUCCAACAUGGUUAUGUUUUCAUAUGACAUAAGGAAUAGUCGUUCCGAGGAAGCUAAUGCUUUUUUUAUAGAGGAAUUAGAAAAGUAUAACCUGAAGAGUCGCAUGUACCGAGUCUCUACUUACCGAAUUGAUGGUUAUUCCCUGAGAUGUGAAUUACUAUAUCGCAAUACGGAUCUGUCUCACACCGUUUUAUAUCUACUGGAAACGUGUCUUUCUCAGCAGUUGCUUUCCGAGGUUGACUUACCUGUUCUCCUUGACAACUUGAACCAGCUUCAAGAAAAACGAGCUACUGUUUUUUUAAAAAAUAUCCUUGCUUCUCAAAAACCUUUACACAACCCUACGCGGGAAAUAUUUACACAACAAAUGGCGUUCUUCGAUCUAAUUAAUACUUCUAGUAUACGUAUAAGAAAGCUCUUUGUGACUCCAACUACCAUUCGAAUUGUAGAGGAUUCCAUCGAAGCAGGAAACCGCGUUAUCAGGCAUUAUAGACAAUUCGCGGACCGAUUUAUGCGGGUACAAGUCGCUGAUGAAUUUACCAAACGAAAAGUUUACGCUGAUAAUUCGAACUGCGAGGCUGUGUUUGCGCGUGUACUUCAAUUAUUGGAUCAGGGCGUAAAAGUUGGAAAUCGCAUCUACGAGUUUCUGGCCUUUGGCAAUUCCCAACUUAGGGAACAUGGUGCCUUCUUUUUUGCUUCAGGACCAGAUUUGAACGUGGAAGACAUUCGUAAAUGGAUGGGUGAUUUCAGUGAAAUUAAUUCAGUGUCGAAAUAUGCAGCGAGGAUGGGUCAAUGUUUUUCCACCACCAAAGACAUAGAUCGUUUUUCUGUUAAUAUUGCACCUAGAAAUGAUAUCUAUAAAAAUAAUAAUUGCUUCACUGAUGGUAUAGGUAUGGCUUCUCUCUCUGUUUUGCGUCGCCUUUCUUUUGAGAUUGAUGAUAAUGAACUUUUUCCUUCAGCUUUUCAGUUUCGUAUGGGAGGCUAUAAAGGGGUAUUAAGCUUAGCUCCUCCGACUAAACUAGAAUAUCAUCAAGGUGACUUGGUUUUUCCUCGCCCAAGUCAAGAUAAAUUUAAGUCUCCUCAUGCUGUGUUGGAGGUAAUUAAAGUGUCUCGCUUUUUAAAUGCUCGUUUAAACAUGCAAAUCAUUACAUUAUUGGAAGGUUUAGGGGUUCAACAAGAUGUUUUCCUUGAAAUGGCAAAAAACCAACUAUCCGAAUUGAAUAAUGCUAUGACUAAUAAGCAAAAGUGCAUCCUUAUGUUGAGGGAUAACGUCGAUGAAAACCGAUCAACGCUUGUUAUGGCCGACUUAAUACAGUCAGGAUUUUUAGAGAAAAAUGACAUUUUUACAAAAAAUCUCCUUAAUCUUUAUUAUGAAUGGGUUCUUAAGUCGAUAAAAGAAAAACAGAAACUUAACGUGUCUAAAGGAGCUUAUUUAUUCGGCGUAGCCGAUGAAACAGGAACUCUUAAAGGUCAUUGCGAUGAUGCUGUUCUUUCGAUUCCUGAGAUUUUUGUUCAAGUUACAAAUCAUCAUUCGGAAGCUGAAGCUUCCUCUACUGGCCGGAUAAAAACAACAGUAAUAUUAGGUCUUUGUGUUGUAGCUAGAAAUCCCUCUUUGCACCCUGGAGACAUACGUGUCUGUCGUGCUAUUAGAAGUGACGAUCUAAUGCAUCUUAAAAAUGUCGUUGUCUUCCCAACAAAAGGUGAUAGAAGUGUUCCCGCAAUGUGUUCCGGUGGUGACUUAGAUGGAGACGAAUACACUGUAAUAUGGGAUCCAAGUCUUUUACCUAAAAUUGUGAAUUAUCCUCCUCUUUUAGAAACGACACGGAAACAUGCAGCAAAAUUUCUGGAUGGAAAACCUCUAAUUGACUCAGUGAAAGCAUUUUUUAUUUGUUAUAUAAAAAACGAUAAUUUAGGAUUAAUAUCAAAUGCUUGGAAAGCAUGGGCCCACGAUAAAGACAAUAACCCUGACGGAAUUUAUGGUCAAACCUGUUUAAAACUAGCAGCCUUACACUCGCAAGCUGUUGAUUUUCCUAAAUCCGGCAUCGCUUGUACUAUGCCUAAAGAAUUAAGGCCUAAGCAAUAUCCGGAUUUUAUGCAAAAGCAGCGAUCCAGAACAUUCAAAGCAGAAACGGCUGUUGGACGGAUCUUUCAAUAUGCUGCUAAAUUUCAAAAGGAAAAUGAAGGUAUUCGGAAGUUUGAUCCGAACAUGGAAAUGGUUUACGAUGAUCGAAUGAAGUUACCAAAAUACAAAUUAAAUUAUUUACACAUCGCGGAGGAAGUCAAAGAGCGCUAUGAUUUUGAUAUGAAAGCUUUAAUGAAUCGAUAUGAGAUAGCUUCGGAAUAUGAAGUUUACACUGCGUUUAUACUAUUAAAUGAUGAUAUGAAAACAUCUAUCAACGAAUAUGGAGUACGUGAAGAAAUUAUGUUACAAUUUAGCAUUAUAAAGAAAGCCUAUGUUAACGAAUACUUUGAAAAAUGCGGACUUUCCACCAGCUGCUCUAACCAAGACAAUAAGGCACGAAUUGACAGUGCCGUAGCUGCUGCGUACGAUGUAACGUACAAACAAAGACUACAUUCUUUGCGAAAUGGAAAAAGGCUACCUUUAAUUUCUUUUCCUUACAUUUUUGUCAACAUACUUUGUCGCAUUGCUCAUUCUGCAGCUAUAAGCAACUGAACAUUGUCUAAAUCCAACGUCGACAUACAACAUGAUAUAAAAUCCUUCUUAAGGUACUUUUAUUAAUAUAAAAUUAAUUAUAUAUUAUCCAAAAAUUGUUUUGAACUUUCAAACUUAUUAAAGUUUUCGUUAGGACGAAUUAAUUAGCAAAAUAAACUCAGAAUCUCACUGA